Messenger RNA from Acaulospora colombiana, 2010 nucleotides. The record is from the annotation of a GenBank genome assembly. NCBI's taxonomy places the organism in Eukaryota, Fungi, Glomeromycota, Glomeromycetes, Diversisporales, Acaulosporaceae.
AUGUUUUCGCAAGAAAAUCGAGAAACUACCACCAAAACACCGAAAUCUACAUCUUCACUAUCUUUUCCGUCACCUACUCACGCCCCCUUAUUUGCACGCAGGGGCAGUGGUGCAAGCGGUACUGCUACCUCCUCAACGAUUAGAUAUAAUCCAACGGAUAUACCCACUCCAGUAAUAGAUUCGUCACAAUAUCUUACUCCAUCUGAACCUAUAGGGUUUGAAAAACAAGUCACCACUGACGCAAGAAAGCAUUCGUCAAGAAAUGAUUUUAUUGUUGCGUCAAGGACGGAGGGAAAAAUCGAGACCUUGGAAGCUGAUAAUUUAAUCAAUAAAAAUUCUAGACAAGGAUCUACCGAAGAUUUCUUAGCAUUAGCUUCAGAGGAAAAUUUUCCUUCAGUUACGCCUUUGUCAAAUUCUCAAAUACUACCAGAAAAAAAGAAGCGAUCACGCCUUAGUCUUAAAAGUCUACGUGGGUCGAAGCCUAAUGUAAAAAUUUCUUCUUUGAGCGAUAGUGGACCUAAAAGUCCAUCAUUACAAAAUUCUGAUCAAGGUCGAUUAACACUAACCCACCGUUCUUCGCACAGGGGAUCCUCCUAUGAAGAUGUUUAUCAGAAUCGAUCAUCAGAAUCAAUUACAUCUGUUCCUUCGACCCCAUCCAAGGAAUCAAAUAAAUUUUUAGCAUCACCCACCUCAUCAAAAUUCAUAUUCUCAUUUUUUGGGUCGCACACAAAUAAUAAUGAUCAUCAAAAUCUGGAACGAGGAAAAAGGGACAAACCGGUUGCUCAUCGGAGUAAUAGUACACCAACAUUGGAAGUGAAAGAAACACAUACAAUGUACAAAGAGUAUGAUCCUACGACAGGAAACAAAAUAAUUAACAAGUAUAUGCUGGUCAAGGAAUUGGGUAGGGGCGUACACGGAAAGGUUAAGCUGGGGAGAGACCUGGAUCUGGGAGAAUGGGUUGUGAUUAAUAGAAUGGUAAUUAAUCAAAUAUUCCUUUCUUCUCAAAACUUCAAACCACAAGUCUUAGAAUAUGUGGAAGGGGGUGAGAUACAAUGGAAAGACGAAAACGAUCGCCCUGUCAUGAGUGUCGACGAAGCGAGAAUGAUCUUUAGGGAUGUUGUAUUGGGAUUGGAAUAUCUUCACCAUCAAGGAAUUAUACAUCGAGACAUUAAACCGGCCAACUUGCUGCUCACGGGUGAUCACGUCGUUAAGAUUUCCGAUUUUGGUGUAUCGCAUUUCAGUCAACGCUCCACGAGUUCGUCCGCACAGGAAGAAAUGGAUUUGGUCAAAACCGCGGGAAGUCCAGCUUUCUUUGCUCCAGAGUUAUGCCUUCCUGGCGACAUCUCAAGAGAUUUAACGCCUGCGUCGAUAACUAAUGUUAGUGCUGAAACAACAAAUUCUUCAUCUGUACAUGCGCAACGACCUCCUAUCACUAAAUCUAUUGACGUUUGGGCACUCGGUGUGACGUUAUAUUGUUUCAUUUUUGGUCGAUGUCCCUUCAUAGCAGACACCGAGUUUGAGUUAUUUUUUCACGUCAUUCCUCGCCAAGAACUGGAAUUUCCCAUCGACAUACCUAUUGAUAAUAGUCUUAAAGAUCUACUGAUGAAAUUAUUGGAAAAAGAUCCACAAAAAAGGAUAACCUUGGAGGAGGUUAAAAAACAUCCAUGGGUUAUUGCCGAUCUACCAAACCCGCAGAAAUGGAGGGAGGAGACUGAUCCGAAGAGGUAUCAGGCUUUGACGGUUACCGACGAAGAAGUUAAAAGCGCUUACACCUUAAUUGAUCGUCUAAAGAAAAAGAUGCGUAAAAUUUCCUUGUCCUUAGGGAACCUAACUUUAAGCAACCUUCGAAGACGUUCAAGAUCCAUUUCAGGAGCAUCGACAUCUGCAUCCGGACUCCCAACUCUCAAUCGAAUUUACGGGUCACUCAUCAGCGGCAUACAAGCCUAUACGGCUCAAGUUGCCCAGAAACAUACGCUCGACAAACACAAAAGGAUUUUGAGAACUUUGUAG